CCAGUAGAGGACGUUGUAAACUCAGCGUGUCCACUACUAGUGGAUGUUCUCCGCAUCCUGUGUGUGUGCGCGUGGAAGUGGAGGGAGGUGUGUUCAGGUGCUUAGAACAAAGAACUUGAACACCUGUGCGUGUGCCUAAUGCGAUCUUUUUGGAUACCUAUUCCAAGUAUUUGCACUUUAGUAAAGUAGGUAUUUAUUUACAUUUGCGCAGAAAUACUGUAGUUAUCUGUUUAUCCGAGGCAAAACAGUGGUGUGGUGGGGAAAGCUUUGUUGUUUUGCAUUAACCUGCUGGUUUAGUUAGCUACAGUUAGUUUAAAGGUGCUAUUUGGAGAAGAUGUCCACUGGCUGCCAGACAAGCGGUGCUACGGCCAUUCCAUCGACCAGGAGGGUGACCAUCCACGAUGCCGAGCAUAUGCCACAUGACUACUGUACUACACCCGGAGGGACCCUUUUCAGUACCACCCCCGGUGGUACCAGGAUUGUCUAUGAUAGAAAAUUCCUGCUGGGUUGUCGCAGCUCUCCCGCGGCCAAGACUCCACCGCAAGGUCUUCCAGACAUUCCUGGUGUGACAAGUCCUCCCCCCACAGAAACCAAUGAGAAGAACACCAGCGAUGGAGAACUACUGAACAACAACACAUGUGCUGCAAGCAAUACCACUGGUGAUGAUGCACAGUUUGAAAUGGACAUCUGAGUGGUGCUGAAGCAAGUCAUGUCAGACAUACCAACAAGAUGCUGUGAAGAGAGGCUCAAGGGUACCAUCUUGUCCAGUGAGCUGUUCCAUGAAGACGGGAUUUUCUUUAGAAUCUCAUUUUCCUCUCUUGUUUCUUUGCCCUCGAAGAACAUCUUUCUGCAUCGACACUGAAAACUGAUACACGUGCGAUAAAGUGUGCCUUUAUCUGAUGGCAACAAGUAGAAAAUGUAUACUUAUUGCCUGCGCUGAAAUCAGAAUUCUAGCGACCAUUCCAUUCCACAAUUUGUCCCACGAUGUGCAUUUUCAGAUGCUGCCUUGAAUGUCUGUCUGAGAUACUGAAUCAUUUGCGACUGUGCUCUUGAAACACAUUCUGAAAUAGAUCAGUCACAGUUUGCAGUGUGACAAAAUUAAAGUAAAUGCAU
Messenger RNA from Dunckerocampus dactyliophorus (ringed pipefish), 1113 nucleotides. RefSeq names its product eukaryotic translation initiation factor 4E binding protein 1 (gene eif4ebp1). The transcript has 3 exons. Gene Ontology annotation, molecular function: eukaryotic initiation factor 4E binding. Bases 335 to 691 code for a protein of 118 amino acids. The record is from RefSeq and is a predicted model, not a curated record. Gene Ontology annotation, biological process: negative regulation of translational initiation. Lineage: Eukaryota; Metazoa; Chordata; Actinopteri; Syngnathiformes; Syngnathidae. Gene Ontology annotation, cellular component: cytoplasm.